Messenger RNA from Biomphalaria glabrata, 2550 nucleotides. RefSeq names its product ribosomal protein S6 kinase alpha-3-like. Gene Ontology annotation, biological process: protein phosphorylation. Bases 208 to 1986 code for a protein of 592 amino acids. NCBI's taxonomy places the organism in Eukaryota, Metazoa, Mollusca, Gastropoda, Planorbidae. The transcript has 19 exons. Gene Ontology annotation, molecular function: protein kinase activity; ATP binding. The record is from RefSeq and is a predicted model, not a curated record.
UUACAAUUCUGAUUCUGAAUUCUAUCGAGGUGGCUAUCUUUUGAGUACUCAGGGUCUGGGUGUAAUCUUGUACACGUUAUUUCACCCACUUCCCAUUCUCGGAUCAAGUUGAAACUUUGUAUAAUUAUUCAUUGUCGAUGACAACACAUGAAUCAAUCAAGCAGUUAACUGAUUUAUUAAUCAAUUAGUGUCAGCAGUACUGUAGAUAUGUUCCGUUACUUGCUGUGCUGUAUACCAGGCCAGAAACAAAACACAGUAAAAUGUGUCAGAGAUGUGUCUGUAAUAUUUCCUCCAGUCGCUAGCACACAGGUAGAACAGAAAGACGUGUUUGACGAGAACUCGGUAGAGAAUAAUAUGUUCCCUUGGCUGACGGAGAGGUUCCUGAGUCGGACAAGAUUUCGAGCCUUUACAAAGGAAGGGGAUGGAGACCUUUGCAGAGCAAAAUCCAUCUACAAGUUUUUGGCCCCGUUCAAAUCCACGGAGAUUAGUCAACUUUACUUUGCCAUCAUGAAAGAGGUGAACAAGUAUUGUAAUGUCAAGGUCUACAAGUUCAGUGGCAAGGAAGAGCAUCUUCUUGCAGUGAAGGAAGCUAUGGCUCUAGACUUUGUUCGGGACUGUCCUUUUAUAGUUCACCUCAUUGAAACUUUUAAGACAAUGGGUGGACAUUAUCUGGUUACCGAAAAUUUUGGGUUCACGACUCUGCACAAUUUAUUGAAAGACACAAUGUUCUUCAAUGACUUUGAAGUCAAGUUUUAUGCAAGCGAGUUGGUUUCUGCUAUUGAAUUUCUGCACAAGGAGGGAAUUAUACAUAGGACGUUAUCCGCUCACACUGUUGGCAUCAAAAGCUCUGGACACAUCAAGCUGUUCGAUUUGGAGAGAUCUUUCUGCAGCCUCAGAGAAGACGGGAGCGCUGACCCUGACCCUCAAACAAUUGGGAUGUUUGGAUUGAAAGCCUACAUGUCCCCUGAGAUGAUAAACUAUGACAAGUACAACAACAAAGUCGACUGGUGGUGUCUGGGAAUAAUUCUUUACACUCUGGCGCAUGGAAAGAUGCCGUUCCAAGGUCAAGGACGAAGAGGCCUAAUGACGGCCAUUUUAGAGAAAGAUGUCACCUUCGACUCCGGUAUUCACGAUGAGCACACCAUAAGUUUUAUUACCAAGCUGCUUAUAAAAGAUCCUAAAGAAAGACUGGGAGAUGGUGAAGUCAAGACGCACGCUUUCUUUGAGGAUAUUCAGUGGGAGAAGGUCGAUGCGCUGGGAUAUGACCCGCCAUUUCCAUGCCCAGCCAACGCGAUGCACAACAUGCCAGCAGACUUGUGCAGCUCUCAGACGUUCAUCCCGAAAUGCGACUCGGUGACGGAGAUCAUUGACGACACGACGAAUAUGGCCAAGAAGUACGCACGACAAGUGUCGCUCUAUCCCAUGAGGCAAUACGAUUGCGAGCUGACCUCUGACUGGGCUGCCUUCAUGGCGUCUCCAAAUCUAAUUACCAGCGGCAUAGCGUACGUCAAGAACUAUCUGCAAGUGCCGCCACCGGAGCCAGGGAGACCUUUGUUCAUUGAGGACUACACUGUGGUCUACCCUCUAAGGCCUGCUGCCGAUCCGGAAAACCCAGAGAAACUUUCCAGUAAAGCUCCCAGUGAGGAUAAUGACGACUACACUCUCACUGACGCCAGCAUGACAGAUCGUGAUACAGACAAUGAUAACGAUUCUGGCAAAAAGAUGAGCGCGACAAGAAGCAGUAUAUUCCGGAGAGCAUUCUACAAGGAGGAAGAAGAAGACCAGUCGUUCAGAGACCUUGACCCGUUCCUCUACGACGGCGAUGAUGGGUCCACUGUUGUGACACAGAACACGAGACUGGGCGGUCUCAUCAGGCAGAUGGAGCACAACUCGAAGAAAGAGAAACUAGAGAAACAAAACUUUCGGAUUACGAACCAGGCAAGGACUAUGAGGAACUUUAGAACCGAAUCUUAUCACUAUGAAUGACCAAGAGCUUGGAGGACUGUAAACUACAUUUUACGACAGAUGACUUGGAGUAUUCUAGAUAGUAGCCUACUAUAAGUGCCGGAUUUUAGCAAGUGGAGGGCCUGGGGAAGUUUUUGUGGAUGUCCCUACCCUCUUCAAAUUUCAAUAUAUAUAUAUAUAUAUAUAUAUAUAUAUAUAUAUAUAUAUAUAUAUAUAUAUAUAUAUAUAUAUAUAUAUAUAUAUAUAUAUAUAUAUUAAUAAUAAUGAACUAGCAUUGUCCACCGGUAACGCCCGCCAGAAGUGUGUUUGGAAGUGCGUUUUAAAACUGGCCGUUCAAAUUCAACAUAUACCUGAACUGACAGACCAAAAGGGGGGCAGUUGUAUUGAAAGAGCUCAAUCUAGGUGGGCGGGGUCCUGGCCAAUGUUAUUUAAGCGUUACGGUGUAUAGCACGUAAUAAUAAGAAAAAAUGGCCCCCGGGCCAAAACUAUUUAUAGAGCCUACCAAAUAGUCCAAUUAAGAACUGAAAAGAAAAUGUCAGAUAGUGUAAACAAGAUUUUUAAGGUGGAGAGUUAGGGGCCGGGGGG